Messenger RNA from Leptonychotes weddellii (Weddell seal), 3918 nucleotides. It is a transcript of the gene MTG2, whose product is annotated as mitochondrial ribosome associated GTPase 2. Gene Ontology annotation, cellular component: mitochondrion. Gene Ontology annotation, molecular function: GTPase activity; magnesium ion binding; GTP binding. The record is from RefSeq and is a predicted model, not a curated record. NCBI's taxonomy places the organism in Eukaryota, Metazoa, Chordata, Mammalia, Carnivora, Phocidae.
UAAAAAAAAAAAAAAAGACAGAGAAAAUUAGCAUGAAUCCUGUGGUGUGGAAUUGGGCACAUAGGUAUGAACUCAUGGUUUUCGACAGAUGCUGCUCUCUAGCUGUGGGUGGAUGGGCGUAGCAGUGACUGUGGGGGUGAAUAUUGUGUGUGGGUGUGUGUACCUUUGUCUGCUCUCCAGGUCCCCGCUGAGCCUGCGAGCAGCGACACCCCAAGAGGCCGGAGCAUGCCCAGCACAUAGAGGGGCUUCUGAAUCCCAUUCUCCACCCAAAGCAACUAGGGCUUCUUGAGUAAAGGCUGAUCUCAGGGUCACCUGGGGAGAGUACAAAGUGAGCCCAGAACAUUUUGUGUCACAAAGCAGGGAAAUGCUCUGAGAUUGAUGGGCUGCCGUUGGCCAAACUGGAGACCACUUGAACAUCAAAAAUAAGUAACAGAGUGGGGCUCACUGAAUAAAGUAAGAACCACAAGCCCAUGGGAAUGAAUAAACGGGAAGCUUAGGGGGAAGGGGGAAACCAGCAGGGACCCCCGAGGGCUGGAGCUCAGAGCAUCAGGAAGGGACCAAGGAAACCCAGCCUCUGCGGGGCUGUGGGACAUUCUUGUCACGAGGGGAGGGGACAUCAGUCAAAUGGGGACACAGAUGUGCUACAAGACGCCUGGCCUGUGGCCUUGCAUGUGUCACGGGCACGAGAGCCAAGGAAAGGCUGAAGAAUCUUCCAGGCUAAGGAGGCUGAAGAACCACGCGGAGGGGCUGUGAGCAUGGCUGGCGGCCUGCUUGCAGAGGUCGCCCGGCUGCUCCAUAGGGGACACCCUUGGGCGUGGGGAGCACACGUGGGGUGUUCUGGGGUGGGGCGCGGGGAGUCAGGUUGGCAGCUUCCCCGCAGGUGAUUCGGGAAGAAAAGAGUCCUUCACCCCGUACUCCCGCUUUUCCAUAACUGUGGCUGUUUCCAAAUGAGAAGGGCAACUUUUUAGUGCCUUGCUAAGAGAAAAAUUCCCACCAAGGAUGUGUUUCCCUUCCAGGCGGGGCACAGGAUGUGGAGCAGAAACACACAUGAUGGGCUUCUAAGGAAAAAGCAAAUUCUGUUUUUUCUCCUGCUGUGUUACACACAUGGUGGCUUUAUAAUGAUAUUUUAAACAUUACAUAUACAUUUAUAUUCCUACCUGCAUAUACAUUUCAUACUUAGAAAUGGGAGGAAAGCCUACCUGGUUUCCUUUUAUGGGGCACACGUGUGCCCACACAGGGGCAUCUGAGAGUGGGUGGGUAUGAGGCGCUCACAGCAAAGGGAGAAGGGGCUGCCACCCCCCUGGAGGGCCAGGUCCCAGACUGCCUCCCGUCUGCCCUUGGCGCCUGCAGGAUGUGUAGCUGUUACGGGCUGUUGAAUGAACAGGUGACGGUGUGAGCGACUCCUAGUUAAGGAGAAGUAGCUCACAUUCAGUCAGCACGCACACGGGCAGCCUGUUCAUGGGGAUUAACUGGCCCUGUCCUCCCAGCCCUGUCCCUUUGACGGCCACACAGAGUGGGGCCGCACAUGGAAGGGUGCCCCCUGGCUCACACGGGACGAGGGGCAAAGGGGGCAUAACCACCACACUCCAUUCUCAGUAUUCUCACCGCCUUCCAGUUAGACUAGUUUUAAAUGGCACAAACUAACCCAUUAACAUUUGAGUAACUGGGUGUUUUAAGAAAUUUUUAUUGGAGGCUCAGAUUUUCUUGUUAAUGUUUUCAUCGAUCAGAUAUUUGAAAAGCCACAGAAGAGCAUAUCCAGUGAUAGAGGAAUUUAACGGUUUUAAGUUCUCUUUACACACAUCUUGCGCCCAAGUGACACAGAGGCCGACGAGGGCAGGUGAGCCUUGCUGGCUCGGAGCUGAAAGUGGGAGCCAUGGUGCCUUCAAGGCUUCUCUCAGUAGGACCGUGGAUGGUGCUGGGGGUCGUGGGGCGCCGGACUCGGGUCCGCCUGUGGCCCGCUCCUCCCAGGCUGCUCUCAGCCAGCUGUGCGGACCGCGCCAAGCACCAGGAACCCCCCAGGAAGGAAUUGCUCUCCGAGAAAAAACUGAAGAGACAUUUUGUGGACCAUCGCCGAGUGCUCGUCCGCGGGGGCCGUGGAGGCGACGGGGUGAGCUGCUUCCACAGUGAGCCCCGGAAGGAGUUCGGAGGCCCAGACGGUGGUGACGGAGGCACCGGUGGCCACGUCGUCCUGAGAGCUGACCAGCAAGUCAAGUCGCUGUCCUCGGUGCUGUCGCGGUACCAGGGUUCCCACGGAGAGGCCGGCGGCAGGAAGAACUGCUCCGGGCGCGGUGGCGCCCUCCUCUACAUCCGGGUUCCCGUGGGCACAUUAGUGAAGGAGGGAAGGGAAGUCGUGGCUGACCUAUCGUGCCCGGGCAGUGAGUACAUCGCUGCUCUGGGCGGGGCAGGAGGAAAAGGUAACCGCUUUUUCCUGGCCAAUGAUAACCGUGCACCCGUGACUUGCACCCCCGGACAGCCCGGUCAGGAACGCAUCCUCUUCCUGGAGCUCAAGACGGUGGCCCACGCUGGGAUGGUUGGGUUCCCCAAUGCAGGGAAGUCCUCGCUUCUCCGGGCCAUUUCGAACGCGAGACCUGCUGUGGCUUCCUACCCGUUCACCACCUUAAAGCCCCACGUGGGGAUUGUUCACUGUGAGGACCACCAGCAAAUAGCAGUGGCCGACAUCCCAGGCAUCAUCCGGGGUGCGCACCAGAACCGGGGCCUGGGGAGCACCUUCCUCAGGCACAUCGAACGCUGCCGUUUCCUCUUGUUCGUCGUGGAUCUUUCGGAGCCGGAACCGUGGACUCAGGUGGAGGACCUGAAGUUCGAGCUGGAGAAGUACGAAGCCGGCCUGUCCGAGCGACCCCAUUUGGUCGUGGCGAAUAAGAUCGACCUCCCUCAGGCCAGAGCCGCUCUGCCCCAGCUGCGGGCCCACCUGGGCCGGAGCGUCGUCGCCCUGUCGGCCACAACCCGGGAGAACUUGGAGGAGCUGCUGCUGCGCCUGCAGGAGCUCCACGGCCGGCACGUGGCCCCUGAGCUCAGGUGGUAGCGGCCAGGCUGCCCCCCGAGGAUGACCGACUCGGAACGUCACCGGCUCUGGGCGGAGAUGAGAAAGUAGCCUGAAAGAAUUGGCGGUGUUGCUGCUUUGCCUUCUGCCGUCCCUGGAGCUCACCCCCCAGCACCCGGGCCAGGACCUCGGGCCAGGACCUUGGACGUGCGUGCCUCUUGGCGGUCUGCUCCCCAGGGCCUCCCGCACCCGCGAGUGUACUAACAGGCUGAGCUGGGCUCCCCACCCUUCAUUAGCGCUCCUGAUGGGCAAGGACCCCACAGCCAUCAGAUGCGGCUGAGCCACCCGACUUGGGUGAGCCAAAUCCGAACCUGCACAUGGGACCUCAAGCAGGAGGCAUAGACUCAGGAUCCCUGACACUGUCACCUCCAGAGCUAGCCAUGGUCCCGUCCUACGGAGGGGACAUGAGGGUGUGGGGACAGGUAGCGUUCACAGCCACAAGGCUCUUCUCAAAUGCCCCCGUCGGAGAAAUGCAGUAGGGGCGACGCCUCCCCUGUUGUUUGCUUCACGACUGAAUGCACCCAAUAUCCGACCCGGGGCCGCGCACUUUCUGACUCCCAGCAGCUGCGGCUUAUUAACUGAGGGCACAGACUUGUGCCCCCACAUAAAGUCUGAGGCUUCGGACAUGUCCCCAGGGGCCCUUAAGGGAUGAAGUGGUUGGGGACCAGGGGUGAUCAGGGGAAGGGGCCCUGGGCCCUUUGUGGAUUCGCCCUGGGGCCCUAGCCGCUGGCUGCCGGGGUGCUGGGGGCUGGGCCUGCCUCAGACAAUAAGCUUGAGCCUGAGCUUUCGGGAGCAAUUCUGUUUUGAUCUACCGUCAAAUCUGCAACUAGAACAAGAGUCCUUUGCCUGAAGCUUUA